AUGAGUACCAGAUCUAGCUCGCCUGAAUACCCCAGCUCGAGAGACGAGUCUCUUUCAUCAAAGGCACCAUUGAUGUCGGAUUUGGAGGCACAAGAUAGCGAGCCAGUACAUCAAGGUCGUCAAAAGUGCUUGAAAUUCUCGAUACUGAGCUUGGUUGUCUUGGCUAUUGGCUGCCUGGGAGGAUCCUUUGCUUAUGCAAACUUGAGCAAAUUCACAGCCGAUGAAAAAUCAUCCGAUCACUUGGACUUGCCGGACGAACCACUAGCCGCCUCAGACGAGAAGCAUCUGUUGCUAUUAAAUCCAACCGUAAAAGAGGCGAUCAUCGGACGAUGGCAGGAGAGGGCCAAGUUCAAUGUGAGCGAGUAUAUUGACGCAGAGAAUGGUCCAACUUUUUACAAAAUGUUUGCGAAGAAAAUGACAGCCGACCUUGAAUAUGAGCUAGUGGACGUAAACGUGUAUCAAACAACAUUCUACGUCUCUUGGAUGCCCCCACUCAAGUACCCACUGCGGCUGGACCAGCCCUAUCAGCAUAAAAGCCCUUCUGGUGACCCGGUCACAUCAGUGGCUCAGUUCCGGCCAGAAUUCGACGAUAUUUUCGUCAAUACUCAGGGCGGGCACGAAGGGCCGGUAACCACGAGAAUACAAGUCAUCGAUGGAGAGUUGAUUCUCACAUCGACAAUGGUAGAGAAGAAUGUUUCGUGUCAGAGAAUUUAUACCCGAAGAGCCCCAUAA
Molecule: messenger RNA, 732 nt
Organism: Oikopleura dioica
Lineage: Eukaryota; Metazoa; Chordata; Appendicularia; Copelata; Oikopleuridae
Source: the annotation of a GenBank genome assembly